Molecule: messenger RNA, 348 nt
Organism: Ilex paraguariensis (yerba mate)
Lineage: Eukaryota; Viridiplantae; Streptophyta; Magnoliopsida; Aquifoliales; Aquifoliaceae
Source: the annotation of a GenBank genome assembly
AUGGCGGAGAAACUGGCACCCGAGAAACGCCACAACUUAUUUCAUAACGGUUCCAUUCGAUUCGUCGAAUCGUUGAGACAAAUUGUUCUUGAGUACAUAUAUAUGGGUGUUCAUUCUUUUUUUAAACGGUGGGUGAAUCAUUUGUUCAGGUCAGAAGGUUUUCGAGUGGGAUCAAACGCUGGACGAGGUAAUAAUAUCUACAUCACUCUGCCCCCAAAUGUACCCACCAAGCUCUUCUUCUGCAAAAUACAGUCCGACAUGUCGAAGUUGCAUGAUCUCUGCUCUCCAAUAAAGGCUGAUUCUUCAUUUUGGACUACAGAAGAUGACCCGAUGCACAGCUUGUUAUGA